Molecule: messenger RNA, 2001 nt
Organism: Cyprinus carpio (common carp)
Lineage: Eukaryota; Metazoa; Chordata; Actinopteri; Cypriniformes; Cyprinidae
Product: heat shock protein b8
Biological process (GO): cellular response to unfolded protein
Cellular component (GO): protein folding chaperone complex; nucleus; cytoplasm
Molecular function (GO): protein homodimerization activity
Source: RefSeq, a predicted model, not a curated record
GGAGGGUCUUCAGUCAGCUGUCGUGUGCCGCCGAGCACUUUCUGGACUUUGUUGACCGGUAAAUCACAUAUAAACCAGUGGAAAGAGCUUACAUCGUCAGUAAACUUCUAGAACUCGUACAUGAGCGCAGUAUUACGGUAAACUUUGGUGCGUAAUUACGCGCCUGGAGACUUUUUCAAACUACGCUCUUUUUGAUAAUUGAUUAAUUUCGGACUUCUGACAGGAACGCGAGGUUUUGAACAAGAAAAGUUCUCUAAAGUCACUUUUUUCCCAGUUUCACCAUGGCAGAAGGGGAUUACUACACUAUGGGCACACGGCAGAGGAUUCCAAGGGAUCCGUUUGGUGAACAGUCGCUCGCAUCUCGAUUUAUGGACGAUGACUUUGGAUUGCCACCUUUUCAUGACGAGUUAUCUAUGGACUGGCCCGGCUGGGCACGACCUCGACUGAGCACCCGCCUUGACGCGCCGUGGACGGGCCAGUUGCGCACAGGCUUCCCGCGGGGCUUCAGCGCCAGAUACAGCGAGGGUCCGCGCCGAUCCAGCGCUCCCCUGACCAACCCAGACGAGCCGUGGAAAGUGUGCGUGAACGUGCACAGCUUCAGACCUGAGGAGCUUAAUGUCAAAACUAAAGACGGUUUUGUAGAGGUGUCAGGGAAGCAUGAGGAAAUGCAAGACGAGGGCGGAAUCGUUACCAAAAACUUCACAAAGAAAAUUCAAAUCCCAUCCGAUGUGGACCCUCUCACUGUGUUCGCCUCUCUGUCUCCAGAAGGGGUUCUCAUCAUUGAAGCCCGGCAAACCCCUCCGUACUACCUCUACAGCAACGAAAUGCCCGCAGAACCCAUGGAAGAACCCGAGGCCAGACCUCAGGAGCCCAGCAUGGCUUCAGCCGAAGUCUAUGCAGCCAGGGAGUGAACGCGAGCUUACAUGCCCUUGGUAUUUGUUCCAAGCCAGUGCCAAAAUCUAGUUUUAUCAGUUUCAUAAAUUUACUUAAAUCAAAAGUCCUUAAUCUGCUAGUGAGUAGUCCAUAAAUCAAAUGUUACUCUACAUGGUACAUGGUUGGAUCAAAUACCAGAAGCUUUCAGUUACUACGUCAGUGAAGAAAAAUGAACGUGAUAGAGCUACCAGUCGAGUAAUAAGAGAAAGGUUCGAAAUGAGAUGAGGCCAGACGAAUUUCUGUAAUAAAGAGUGUACGGCCAUAAACGCAAGUACAUAAAUGCAAAUGCAUGGUUAAACAAUAUAAUGGCAAGUCUUGCCCCUCAAGGGGGCGAUAAAGCUUCCUUCAAAUGUCAGUAAUUUAAAGGGAUAGUUCACCCAAAAAUUAACUCAUCAUUUACUCGUCCACGUUGUUCCAAACAUGAAUGACUUUAUUUCCUCUAUGGAACACAAAAAAUGUUUUGUCCAUACUAUAAGUGUCAACAUGAUCCAAUGUUAUUUUAAACCUCUUUGAGUUUCACUGUAUGAACAACAAAAAAAGCGUCCUUCAAACAUUUUAAAAUAUAUUCUUGUGUUCCGUAGAAGAAGCUCAUACAGGUUUGCAACAACAAGAGAUUUAAAUAACAUUUGACUCAUUUUCUAGCUUGAGUUCUAAGUUAAGAUUCUCCUUAAACUGUUGCUUUGUCAUUUUUUAAUCAAAUAGAGGACAACACUGGGAAUGCAAUGCAUGCUUGUAUUGCAGCAUAAAUUACUUUGAGAGAAGCUUGCGUAGCUACAGUUUGUGUUCACAUACUUGUGCAGAGUAUGUUUUGGACUUUCUGUCCCUCAUGUAAACCCAAACUUGUUUUGGCCUCUUGAGUUCAUAUGGAAGUGCUCAUCUGAGUAUUUGUCAUGUUGGGUUAUUUAUACGGUGUUCUCAGAGAACUGGGAGUUAGUGCUGGAGCUCUUUCUCAAAGGCUGUAUUGUCUCUUCUUCUUUUCUUAUGUUUGUGUGUUUUUUUUCUUCUUCUUCCUUUUGUGUAGAGAUGUAUGCUAUGCAUUUUUAUAAUAAAUUACAUUUAUGAAAGCAA